Caenorhabditis bovis is the source of this 621-nucleotide messenger RNA. Lineage: Eukaryota; Metazoa; Nematoda; Chromadorea; Rhabditida; Rhabditidae. The record is from the annotation of a GenBank genome assembly.
AUGAUUCACUUUUUCGGAAUUGAUGACUGGCUUACCACUUCGGGAAGAACCUGCAAUAUCAAUAUGAAGAAGUCCAUUCUUUGUGCUUUGACUUUUAUUCUUCUUUUUGCUUCCGGCUUGAUGCAAUUUUUCUUCAUUGAACAUUUCAAAUUGGUGGUCCCUUCAGUCGGACAUGCCGUUCUUUUCCUUUUUGAGCUCAUCUGUAUGCUCGUCUUCAUUCAUGCUCUUUUCAAUGAAAGAGCCCUUCUUUUUCUACCAUUUGUGGUAGCCGAGAUUGUGAGAUGCGUCUGCCUUACAAUUGUAAUCAUCUUUUACAUUGUGAAAAUGUUCCGAGACGGCGAUAAGGAAUUUGAAAAACCAAAAUUCGCGUUACCGGCUCUUAGUUAUGACAGCACACAUAAGAGUGUAAUGUUCAUGACGAAACUUGUCAUCCAUUUGAUCUUCACGUGUUUUGCUCAUAUCAUUCUCGCGGCAACUGCCUACCGCUGUUAUCAGAUUUACUCAUGGCCAACGCGUCGAAACAGAAUGAAUAGCGCUGAUUACCAUCCAACGCAGCCGAUGCACUCAGUUAUUGUGCUUGAGCAGCCAAUUGAGCAGGCUAUGUAUGGAAAGAAACCAUGA